This is a messenger RNA of Polistes canadensis, 1892 nucleotides long. RefSeq names its product probable cytochrome P450 303a1 (gene Cyp303a1). The record is from RefSeq and is a predicted model, not a curated record. The transcript has 9 exons. Bases 1 to 1674 code for a protein of 557 amino acids. NCBI's taxonomy places the organism in Eukaryota, Metazoa, Arthropoda, Insecta, Hymenoptera, Vespidae. Gene Ontology annotation, molecular function: oxidoreductase activity, acting on paired donors, with incorporation or reduction of molecular oxygen; monooxygenase activity; iron ion binding.
AUGAUUGUCACAGUCGGUUUAUUUUUAAUAGUAAUAGUAUUAUUAUUAUACUGGGAAUCACGCAAACCUGAAGGAUAUCCACCAGGUCCUAAAUGGUGGCCAAUUCUUGGUUGUGCAAUGGAAAUAGCACGAUUACGAAAAGACACAGGAUAUUUAUUUAAAACUUGUUCCGUUCUUUGUGAAAAAUAUGGACCAGUGAUUGGUUUAAAAAUUGGUAACGAUCGCAUAGUAAUAUUAAACGAUUAUAAUAGCGCAAGCUCUAUGCUUACAAAUCCUGAUUGCGAGGGUAGACCAACUGGUCCUAUGUACAAAGUAAGAACUUGGGGUAAAAGGAGAGGUCUUAUCUUAGUUGAUGGUCAAUUGUGGAUAGAACAACGACGAUUUAUUCUUCGUCAUUUGAGAGAAAUUGGAUAUGGUCGAAAUAGCAUGACUGAAAUUGUAGAGGAUGAAGCUUUGAAAUUAGUCGAACAUUUGGAGAAAUUGAUUUAUAAAGAAAAUAAUAAUAUUAAUAUUAAUAACGAUGACAAUUUAUAUCAAAUAAUCGAUAAUGAAAGGAAAACGCUUAAAUCUAACAUAAUGGACAAGUGUAAUAUAGAUAAAAAAUUACAUAAGAGGAAUAAUUUUCAACAGGAAUUAAAUACUCAAAUAAAUGACUACAAAUCGAAUAAUAAGUUAAAUCCGAGGCAAAUAAUCAUAUCAAUGAACGAUGCCUUUGGCGUAACUGUCUUAAACACCUUAUGGAGAAUGAUGGCUGGUAAAAGAUUCAAUACCGAUGACGAGACGUUGAUGUAUCUUCAAAAAAUUUUUAAUACACUUUUUAAAGAGAUCGAUAUGAUAGGUGCACCGUUCAGUCAUUUUCCAUUUUUAAGAUUCAUCGCACCUAAACUUUCUGGCUAUCAGCCAUUUGUAGAGGUGCACCAACAACUCUGGUUGUUCUUACGUGAUGAAUUAAACAAUUACAAGAAUACCUUUAAUCCGAACGCUCCACGAAAUUUGAUAGACGUUUACUUGUCAGCUCUAAACUCGAAUAAGUGUAGUGAAACAUUUUCAGAAUCUCAGCUGCUAGCUAUUUGUGUCGACUUCUUUGUAGCCGGCUCUGAGACUACGUCGAAAACUCUAAGUUUUGGUUUCCUGUAUUUGAUACUUUUUCCUGAUGUUCAAAGAAAGGCGCAAGAAGAAAUCGAUAGAGUUAUCGGUUGUAAACGUUUACCAACUUUAGCUGAUCGGUCAAAGAUGACGUAUAUAAACGCAAUUGUUUUGGAAUCAUUGAGAAUGUUUGCGGGAAGAUCUUUGAAUGUACCACACAGAGCAUUAAAAAAUACGUAUAUAAUGGGACAUAGAAUUCCUAAGGAUACAAUGAUUAUUGUUAAUUUUAAUGGAUUACUUAUGAACAAUUCUUGGAAUGAUCCGGAAGAAUUCAGACCAGAAAGAUUUAUUGAUAAAAAUGGUAAAAUUUCUGUACAAGAUCAAUAUUUUCCAUUCAGUAUAGGUCGGCAUCGCUGUAUGGGAGAAACAUUAGCAAGAAGUAAUUUAUUCAUUGUAAUAGCUUGUCUAUUACAAAGAUUUACGUUUUCUGUAGUACCUGGAGAACAAAAGCCAUCCACAUUAGAUAUUGUCGAUGGUGCGACUGCUAGUCUAAAACCAUUUAAAGUAUUGGUUACUCCUAGAACAUAAUCCAUAAUUAAAUCUUCUAUAAAAAUAUAGAACGGGCCUUAAUUAAAUAUUAGAAAUGCAGUUAUAUCAUUAAACUUAUUAAUGAAAAUUUUGUGCCCAUCAUUUCAUUAAACUGUUAAAAUAAGUAAACAUGAAAUUGAACAUUGUUUUUUUGUAAGAGUUUGUUACAUUUAUUAUUUUAUUUUAAUUACAGUAGUAAAAAAUAAAGUCUAUUAACA